AUGGCGGAGCAGGCGGCGAAUGCGACGCUCAUGCGACGUCGCCAGCGGCGCCCAGAUCUUCAUAACACGUUCGAUCUACCGAAGGAUGUACAGCUGUCACUUUCUCAGGUGGUGCGAGCCCUCCUCGCCACGGCGCCAUUCUCAUCGUUGGCGACCAAGGUAGUGCGCGCGACGGAUGCCGCACUUCAGGAGCUCCUUCAGCUCAUCCUUACCCCAGAGCAGCAGCUGCACGCCAUCUCGAAAAUAACGGGUGCCAUACGCGAGAUCCCCAAGUCUCAGUUGGCGGCCACUCUCACUGAGUCGACUGGUGAGCUCUACUCGUGGGGCCGAACCCUAGCAUUGGAGGUAGUGGUGCCGCUGCUCCUCGACUGCCGCGUGCGCUAUCUUCAUCGAGCGCUCAUGACUCUGCUGCGAACACUUCUGUCUUCACCCGACGCCGCUACGGAGGCGAUUUUGCGUGAAAUGUACAUCGGCCGCCUACUGCAGUGUGCCAAAUCUUCGGCGCCAGAGGCCGCUACCGUCAUGAAACCUGUUGGGGGCUUCGGUGUCUACAAUGACACCUGUGAGGCUGCUGCCGCGGUGUACUUCCCGUGCAACUCGGAGGAUCGAGACACCGUUAUCACCGCCGCGCGAAGCGUGGGAGACUACAACGCUGAACUCGAGCGGGUGCUUGACUUCUUGAACACCGUGGAUGGGCUUACGAGUACAUUGAUGCCCAUGAUGCCUGGGAUCUUCAAGGACACGUUUCUUCAGGCGCUGCCGCUGCUCGCAGACAGCUUACAGUGGGUCGUCGCUAACGCGACUCGCCACAGUCGUCUCCCGGUGAGUACUUCCAGAGAUGCACGCUACGGCACAGGCAUGCCGCUACGGCUGGCCAAUGAGGAUGCGGAGGCCAUUUAUGGUGUGGCGACGGAUGUGUUACCGGUAACGCAUAGUGUCGACGUAGGUGGCGUGUUUAGCGAAGAUCUUGAGCAUAUUCGCUUCUGUGUCCGCGUCGUCGCUGCGUACAUUCACAAGUACAUGGGCUCGCUGACGCUUUCGAUUACAUCUGACGCUACCGGUGACACUGUGCGCCACGAGCUGACGCGUCUCUUGCAGCCCACCAUCGUCAUGCUUUACUCGUCCAUCUUCCCAAAGGAUGUACUGAACGCGGUAGGUCUGCUGGUAGCAUCACUUUUGACAGUGCGCACGUGCGACGCGUGGCUGUUGGCCUUUGUCUGCGCCGCGCUACGCGACGAAAUCGCUCGGUGCGCAGGCGGCGCGGACGCGUCCUUUAACAGUGUCCCCAACCUGCAGCAGAGCAAGAUGCCUACUGCGUUGUCGCUUGCGCACCUUUUCGCGCAGGCAGACGUGGCUUUGCGCGUCGUGUCAUCAGCGAAUCCGCGAGAGGUAGCUCAGGCAGAUGGUGGCGCUGGGGUCACUGCGCUGCAUGACGUCUUCUCCCAUUUUACACCGAAUGGCUGCUUUGCGCUGCUCAAGGGCAUUCUGGCUCACACUUCGGCGCCGAUUCGAGGGGACUGGGCGUCGCUCGGCCUCCUACUGACGCCUCUGCCGUGGACCUUGCCGUCGGUGACUGCGGGUGCAAAAGAGCCGAAUGGUAUCGCCAGUGGUACCGUUGUAGCCUACGACAUCAUUUUACAGGCUGCGCAGCAGUACUGCAAUCUUGUGCAAGAGCCAGAGACACGAUUCAUGGCGAUUCAGACAGUGGACAGCGUCGUGCGUCAUGUGAGCUCCGUUCUGACAAGCGCCGUCAAGGCGCUCGCGCAGCCAGUAGAGAACGGAAGUGCCGCAGCUCUCCAGAAACCGACUUUAUCCCAGCCUUCGUCAGCGUCUGCCACACCGGGGGUAGACCAGGCAACGGCUCUUCGUCGCCACCUCGCUUCUCUGUGCUCUUCAUCGCCAAAGUUGCAGGACGCGCUCUCCUAUGCGACUCAGCUCAUCAUGGCGCUGUGGGAUGACGGCACACAGCAGAUGUCCGGCGCCCUCUACGGCACGUAUGGUGAGGUCUUGACGAUUCAUGCGCUGCUUCGCAGUAGUUCCUCUCAUGUACCUGACAAGCGACUCGACCCUUGCGUCGACACCUCCAUGGCGCUUGAUCAGAUCCUCCACGCCCAGGCAGAGCGCCGAGGCAAGUACCAUGCACUUCUUGGCUCGCUUUCCAUGAUGUCGCUGGGCGACUUCGUCACGGUGCUGCAGCAGCACUAUGGUUUUCCUACCUCCGCGGCAGACGCCAUCUCCACCUUCUCCCGCACACUGUUGGCUGGGGCGAGCAAUCACAAGAUCGGCAACGUAGCCGGCGACGUCUUUGCCCAUUUAGCUCAGGGAAUUGCCAAGGCACCUCCAAGUUCUGCGAUCGUGGGCUGCAGCUGCAACAGCGAAACAGCUGCGCAUGUAAUGCGGCGUGGAAUCAUCGAGCCUCUAGCACGCGCCAUCACGGAGAAAGGCUACGUCAGUGUUUCGUCCAACGUCAGUGAGGCGGUGAACAUCUCGCACAUAACCGCCCACUUUCUGGCGCCCUUGGUGAAGCAAGACCCAACGUGCCUGCAUACCAUACUCACCGCCGUCACCGCAUGCCUCGACAGUGCAUCUGACGGGAAGUCCUCGUCGUCUUGCACUGUGGGAGCACCGGAGCACGGGCGCGUUGAGCAAGGCGUUAUCGAGGCGGUCGCACGUGCGCGCGGCGUUGGCGUCGAUAUCACACCCUACCUUGCCCCUGGCAGCACUGUACUGCAGGUUCUGCAAGAAGGUUGUCGCAGCCUCAACUACGACGUGCGCAAUACGGCGUUGUCUCUCUGCGUGUUGGGCGCGAAGAAGAUUCAAGCCGUGCAGCCAUGGCAGCUGCGCAAGGUGGAGGAGUAUCUCAUCUUUAACAUGCACCUCGGCGGCGAUGGCAACGCGCGCAAAGGACUGCUGGAAAUGAUGAGGAAGUGGGUACGCCGUCUCAUGGAGAGCUACACCAGCAAACCUCAGCAUAGGGCAUCGGCAGCGACUUCGGCGGGGUCCAAGAGGGCACAGCAGAAGAGUGAGUGGCAGGAGGACACCUUGGCGUCUGCCCAACACUCUCGUACAAGGUCCGCGGUGGCGGCUUCCGUCAGUGGGCCGGACUUGCAGCUGGAAUUGGGCACGACGGAAUACCGAAUAGCGGUGAUGGAUCACUGCAGGCGCCUCUCGAGCACCUUUGCCCAGAACAUAGGCAUGAACGCUCACGCAGGCGCCGGGCUUUCGGCGGAGCGGCGUGUCACGGCCAUGAUGGGGUACUGCAUUCUUCUCCAAGGGCUGCGCACACAUAUCGCUAGACACGAGCCUGUGGAGUGGGCUGUCGCCCCAGAACCGGUACGCGGCGGCGCCGCAUUGCCGCUGCUGCAUGCCUGUGUCGUGCCAUCUCUCCUUGCCACGUUGUCAGAUGGCUGGUCGCAAGCGCGUGAGAGCGCCAGAGAACUGCUGCGCGCCUUCUGCGAGUUGGCCCCAGCGUCAGUAUUUACGGCGACUAAUGGCGCCGACGGCGAUAGCGCCGUCUCUGCAUCCGCUAUGGCGGCGCGUGCUCACCAGGAUUUGCACCGCGCCCAGACGUUCCGCAACGCUGAGGGAGCUGUGGGGCGAUUUCUCAUCUUCUCCACGCUCACAGCAGAGGCACAGGGAGCCAUGAAGCAGCAUCCACUGGAGGAGCUUGAGCGUCUCAGUAAACUGGUGUGGCAAGAACGCAUGCUUGUGGAAAGCAAGUGUGCUGAGAUGAGCGCGAUGCGUGGUACCAAGGCAUACGCCUACAUUCAGGCAAACCCGCUUCAUGGCCCUCUCUCGUUAUGCGCGGAGCUGGUCAAUCUCAUGGCGUCUAUCGAGCGCCAAGCCGCCACGGCUUCCCCAUUGUCGCUGCUGACGCUGACGUGCACGGACCUCUUGCAGUGCUGCUGUCUUGUCCUGCGGACGUGCAGCUCAUUGGUGGGCACGGAGACAGUGGCGGCCGGCGCAACCGCGUCGUUGGGGGCAGACGAAGUCGUGGACUGCCGCGGCCAUGUCUACGACCGCAGUCGGCCCGAGGCGGAGUCUGUGAUGCGAGGAGUAGUGAACAACACCUGGCUCAGCAUGCGCGUCGCCGCAAGCUCCAUCACACGUGUCUUGAGGUUACGGCCAGUACACGCCAUGCCUUUUGCGGCUGUUCACGCGACCGCCUACGAGCUAGUGCAUGCUCUGCUCCUCACGAAGCACAACGGCGUGAUGCGGUCCGUCCGCGAAGCGCUGAAAGCCCUCGCCGCCACGUUGGUGCGCUCGCGCCAAGCGCUGUUUUACCAACUGCCGGCAGAGCUUCUGGACUACUUGAUGGGACCUGAGGGUGUUACCUCUGGAGAUGUGACCCGCAUGCUGCGGCGCAGUCAAGGGCUCCCCCACGCCAUCCUUGCAGUGCUCGAGGCGGAAGACACAACGGUGCCGUACUGCCUCUUUCCAUCAGCGAUGAGGCAACUUCUGUGCGUCGCGCGCGGCGACAUCGCCGGUGCAUCCACGCUGGGCAGCGCCGAGGCAGCGCUUCUCAGCGCUUCUGCAGAAACAGUGUGGCGUAGCCAGCGCUCCAACGCGCUUAACGUGAUGAAGUUCAUCUUCGAUAACAAAGUAUUUGCCGACCGCAUUGCAGCGUACAUUGAGGAGGCCUUCUCCCUGGCAACUGAAGGCCUCCACAAUUCCAGCUGGUACACGCGCAACAGCUCGCUUAUGCUCUUUUCCGCCGUCAUUCACCGUUUUGUCGGCGAGCACCCGUCGACCGGCGGGUCUGGCGUGAACACCUCGCUGCACGACGUCGCGAAGCGCAUGCCGCGCGGCAUCGCCUAUGCGUACGCGGAGCUGAUAAGAGGGAACAGAUUGGUCCAGGAAGCGAAGGGAAAGGACGGUGGCGGUGCAGCCGCUGCUGAGGUAAGCGUCGCUCUUUUCCCGGUGCUGCAACUUCUGUCGAUGCUCUCACCGGAUCCGCCGCACCUCAUUACCAAAAUCAGCCACGGCGAGUCGGACGACGCCGCCCGCAUGGCAGAGGCUGUAAUGCAGUGUGCCAACUCGCCGAGUUUGAUGGUUCGCUCCGCCAGCGCGGUUGCUCUGUGCUGCUUGGUGCCGCUCUCCUCUCUGGAGAAGACGAUUGAUCAGACUCGGCGUGGCUUGUCGCUAGAGCCACUGACGCCGCAUCACGCUCUCCCAGACUCCGCGAAUCACAGGGAUCCGCUCGAGCGGCAUGGGGGCGCAGCUGGCGGGGGUUUGAAUUCAUGCCAUGGCGCGGUUCUGCAGCUGCUACAGUUCCACUCUCAGUACGUCGGGACGCUGCGACGCCACUACCGACAGAAGCGCAGCAGCUACGCGACACUGAUGGUUGCCGAGACGGUCAGUCGCGCUGUUAGCGAGGUCCUUCUCUCCUGUCAGAGGGUGCUCAUCAAGGCCUGCGGGGUAAGCGCAACUAUAGCGGCUUCGCUCUUUUCCUUGCUGGCAGAUAUCGUCUUCUACGGCCCGCGACACACGCUAAGCCCGGACCGCCAACACGCACUGCGCAGCAUGUGCGUUGAGACUAUAAGCGCUUACCUGACGGCGAGCCAUGCCAUUUUGGAGCGCGGCAGCGUGAUGGAGGGUGCAAGUGCCAUACUCGUGUUCCUGGCUGCGCAGCGGGACACUUCUCCGAUCGGGCAUUGGACUGGGAUGGAGCAGGGUCGAUUGACUGAAUUGCUGCAAAGGGAAGCUGCCACCCUCAGCAUCCGGCGCGGCGAGCACAAUCUCAUUUCGUGGGUCAUGACGCAGCUUCAGCACUACUCUGAUGCGACCGAUGUUCUCACCAAGGCGGAUGUUGCGGUGGUGCUGCACGUGCUGGCACACGAUCUGCACUGUGACGUUCCACAACUAGCGCUGCAGUCAUUGACGGAGCUGUUUGGCGGCGCCACAAGCACCUCGUCGUCCACGACGAUGACGAUCGGAUGCACUUCGUGGUGGCAGCUCGCCUCGCACAUGCGUUUUGCUGCCUUGACCAUGUCGCUGUCGAGCGAGGCGGCCGGUGUGGCCGCAGCUCCGCUUCAUUCAUUUGACUGCUCUAUCCUUCGUGCAGGGCAACAAACUCCUGCUUCGAGAACAGCCUUGUCGAACGCAAACACCUCUGCCGUCAUUGCCUCUCCUGCGGUCACACAGUUGCACGCAGCGCUUGUCUCUCUCCUUACUCCGCCUGCCGAUGCUGACCACUCCGUGAUGGCCACUCCGCGGCACAACUCGGACGCUUGCAGUGCGGCGCUCGACUUCAUCACCACGUACGACAUGCUUGCUUCUGGCGCCAACGCUGUGUCUCCUGCAGUCGCGCAUCUCUUGUCAUACUAUUGCGAGCCGGAGCAUCCGCUGGAGUCUCGCUUGGCGGUGGUCAAAGCGCUGCGCACAGCAGAGUCUUUCUUGGACUGCAGCGUCGCAGCUGCGGCGUCGGCCCCGUCGACAUGUCCAGUGAGUGCUGUCACGCUCUUUUUGAUUCUGCUGCGCUUGCUCGUCGAUGACACGACCGAUAUUCGCGAAGCGGCUGCGACUAUCUGCUCUCGCAGCAUGUGGGGCCCACACAAGGCGCCCAGAGACCAGGUAUCUUGUCUCCUCGCGGUUGUGCGCCUUCUCCGUCGGCUGCACGACGCUGGCGUCUUGUCUGACGCCGACGCAAUCAGGUCCGUCAUGUUCCUCACAGACUCACCAACGACUGCAUCUGUUGUUACCGCGGCUGCGCCGGCGGAGGUGACUAGCGAUGGAGAGGAUGUCGCUGGUAGCGACGACGAGGAUGUCCUGUUUCAGAAGGAAGCGGCGAACAUGUUUGCCGAGAAGACAGUGUUGUCCCACCUUGCUGCGCACAUCUUGGGUGAUGCUACUAGUGGCGCUGCCACCAUGCCAGUCUGCUUCUCGGUGUAUGACAGCUUCCUGGUGUAG
Leishmania braziliensis MHOM/BR/75/M2904 is the source of this 6909-nucleotide messenger RNA. RefSeq lists its product as hypothetical. The record is from RefSeq and is a predicted model, not a curated record. NCBI's taxonomy places the organism in Eukaryota, Euglenozoa, Kinetoplastea, Trypanosomatida, Trypanosomatidae. The transcript has a single exon. Gene Ontology annotation, cellular component: cytosol. Gene Ontology annotation, biological process: tRNA methylation. Bases 1 to 6909 code for a protein of 2302 amino acids.